AUGGCCCAUGUCUCUGGACUGCUUCUGUUCUGCAGCGUCGUGGCGGGGUUCCUUUACUACACAGCCUGGGUCUUGCUGCUACCGAUGUGGGCACCUGAACAUGCCCCAUGGCUUCAUGCAGCCUUCCCUCCACGCAUCUGGGCACUGAAAAUUCCGGGUCUCAUCCUAGUAACUCUCGUCGCCGGCUUGACUGGAUUUGUGGGCCUGGUGCUGGCGGGCGUGGUCGGAGAACAGGAUGCGAAAAGGCACUGA
Symbiodinium natans is the source of this 252-nucleotide messenger RNA. The record is from the annotation of a GenBank genome assembly. Lineage: Eukaryota; Dinophyceae; Suessiales; Symbiodiniaceae.